Messenger RNA from Sciurus carolinensis (gray squirrel), 1104 nucleotides. RefSeq names its product securin-like. Gene Ontology annotation, cellular component: nucleus; cytoplasm. NCBI's taxonomy places the organism in Eukaryota, Metazoa, Chordata, Mammalia, Rodentia, Sciuridae. The record is from RefSeq and is a predicted model, not a curated record. Gene Ontology annotation, biological process: chromosome organization.
AUGCCACUGGCCACACCCACCACCACCACUGCUGCUGUUGACGCCUUGCCUGUUGCCAACGACCCCUGCCAGCAUCACUUCCCCACCACCCAGAGGUCCGCUGCCAGGGAGUCUACAGGUUUGGUUGCAUGUGGCCGCCUCCAUCUUGAGAAGCUGGCCAGAGCCUGGGGCUUGGGAUACCAGCAGGGAGUAGGCAGAUUGGAUGGAGGGCCCACGGCCAAUGGUUGCAUAGACACUGGCUUGCGUGUGUCCCUGUCUGUGUCCUCCAAGGGUACUCAACAUGCUGAGUCUACUGCACACACCAGCUCUGCACAAGCACAGGCCUCUCCUAUGCCUCUCCCAACGCACACUCCUAUGAGGGCAGACCCAACCACCCUGAUCUCCCUGAGUCCAGAGUUGGGAAGGGCUACUCUAAUCUUUGCUGAUAAGGAAAACAGAGACCUAGGUACCCCUGUGGCUCCUAAGGAUGAGAAGGGUUGUGGGCCUGCAGUUGAAGCCUCAGGGAGAACCAUCCGCAAACUGCAUGUUGGCAUGUUUGAUGUUCCACCAACCUUGCCUAAAACUGCCAGAAAGGCUUUGGGAUCUGUCGACAGAGUUACAGGAAAGCAAGUACUGGCUAAUGGACCCCUCAAACAAAACAACCUACCUUCUCUGUCAAAAGAUGACCAUGAAGACAAAGCAGAAAGCUUUGUUCCUGCCUUGGAUGACCCCUAUCCAGAAGGGGAAAACGUCUUUCCCUUCAAUUCCUUAGAUUUUGAGAGUUUUGACCUGCCUGCAAAGCACCAGUUUGCACACCUCCCCUUGAGUGGAGUGCCUUUCAUGAUCCUUGACGAGGAGAGAGGACUUGAAAAACUGUUGCAGCAGGGCCUUCCCUUCCCUAUGCAGAUGCCAUCUCCACCAUGGGCAUCUAAUCUAUCGCAGUCCCCUUCAAGCAUUCUGUCAACCCUAGAAGUGGAAUUGCCACCUGUUUGUUACUAUGCAGAUUUCUCAGUGUUUUAUAGUUUGUGUAUGUUUGUGUUAAUAAAGCAUUUCUUUAACAGACAAAAGAAACAGCAACUACUAUUCUUUAACAUCACUACCUCCAUGACACAUGCAGUUCUGUAG